UGCAACUAUCAGAGUUCAGUUCCAAAUUGUAAACAAUUAAAACGUGGAAACAAUCCAUAAAUAUACAGUAUUGUGAAUAAAAAAGACUAAAUUACUUACUUAAAACUUGUGUGUAAUUAUGAUUUCAUACUCAGAAGGGAUUAUUUGAACGGUUUUGAGUGCGUGGUGAGGUUUUAGAAACGGAUUAGAAACUCCAAUAUGCAACCACGACGUUUUAGUUGGCAGAGUGAGUUCUAAGGGAAGAAUCAACUAAUUCCAAAGAUGCACCGGAGUCUUCGCAUAGGCAGCGGGCCUUUGGACGGCAACUCCUUGUCCGCUUUAAGGUCCGGUCCCUACGAGGGCAAAAUCGCCGGUCUCUACGACCUGGAGGAGACCCUCGGCAGAGGCCAUUUCGCUGUAGUCAAACUCGCUAGACAUGUCUUCACCGGUGAGAAAGUCGCCGUCAAAGUCAUCGACAAAAGCAAACUCGACGAAGUCUCCAAAGCGCAUCUUUUCCAAGAGGUGCGUUGCAUGAAGCUCGUGCAGCAUCCGAACGUCGUUCGACUGUACGAAGUGAUAGACACCGCCACCAAACUCUACCUGAUAUUGGAACUGGGGGAUGGGGGCGAUUUGUACGACUACAUCAUGAGACAUGACACCGGCUUGUCGGAACAACUGGCCAAAGAGUAUUUCAGACAGAUCGUUCGGGCGAUUUCGUACUGCCAUCAGUUGCAUGUCGUCCAUCGAGACCUUAAACCGGAGAAUGUGGUGUUUUUCGAAAAGUUAGGAGUAGUGAAAUUGACCGAUUUUGGGUUUAGUAAUAAGUUUUGUCCGGGACAAAAACUAGAAACAUCAUGUGGAAGUUUAGCAUAUUCUGCUCCUGAAAUUUUAUUGGGUGACUCUUAUGAUGCUCCAGCUGUUGAUAUUUGGUCUUUGGGUGUUAUUUUGUAUAUGUUAGUUUGUGGCCAAGCGCCAUUUCAAGAAGCCAACGAUUCGGAAACUUUAACCAUGAUCAUGGACUGCAAAUACAGUGUUCCUCCUCAUGUUUCAAAAGACUGCCAAGAUUUAAUAGCUCGAAUGUUAGUGAGAAACCCGGAAAAGAGAGCAACACUUGCGGAAAUAGCCAAUCAUAAAUGGUUAAAGAUCGACAAACAGGAUAAUCCACCGAUUGAUACUCUACCACUAGUUUCAAGAGAACAGUUAAGUGAAGAAGAUCACAAUCUGAUUGUUCAAAAAAUUGUAAAUGGAAAUAUUGCUACCAAAGAAGAAAUCCAAGAAUGUUUAGAUAAAAAUGAAUACAAUCAUAUAACCGCUACUUAUUAUCUAUUAGCUGAAAGAAAAUUAAGAGCAAAACGACAAGAUCAAGCUAAUAAAAACAAAAGACCGGAACAUUUGGCUGUACCACACAACUCGCCUGCUCCCAAGAGGGAUAACAAUGGCACGGGACCCACACCUUGUCUACUGACUGUACCCAGGACGCCAGGAGAUGUACCACAAAGAUCUCGCAAAUGCAGCAUCGUGCAGGAAGACGAGGAAGAAGAGGACAUUUCAAGCUGUUCCGGUCGUGAAGAACUCGUCCCACCUCUCAACCGUCGCGGCUCCCGCUCCGAAGGCCGCCUCAAUUUAGCCCUCCAAGAGCGUCUCGCCGAAUCGGAACGCCUCAAACCCAUCACGGACAAAAUCGAAUCCAUUGAUGCAAAACCCAAAGUCCAAGUGCGCCAACCCAACGACAAACCCCAAACAAACAUGAAAUGGCGCAUGGAAAAAAGCUCCAGUCUAGUCGAAUCAAAAAUAAUCAAAGACAUGGUGCCCAAAACCGACGCCACCACCACCACAAUCAUCACCGAUUCCUCAACCAUCUCAAUCCCGAUAAUCACGACGAAUUCGCCCCUGAGUCAGACAAUCCCCAAAUACAAGACAAUGCCCUCACCUACGCGAACCACAGGGUUAAGUGGGGGCUCACCUCUUCAAUUGAACGAGAUUUUCGAAGAGGGCGAUGGCCAGGAAACCCCGAGACCAACCUCUAGACAAUUUCUCAGGAAUCAGAAUCGGACUUCGUAUGAGCAAAGACGGUCAAAGUUUCACAAAGCGAGGACGGCGUCGUGUAGUUCCUCGGAUGCCAGCGACGACGAUAGUGAAAAAAGGAAAAAAAGGGCACAUAAAUUGACCAAUGCGAGUGCGAAGCCCUUUCAAGGGCGUCGAGACAGUCAUGACGACAGUAGCGACUCACAAGAACCCAGUACUGGGACUGGAACCAGUGGUAAUAACAAUAAAAUCACAACGACGGGACAAAACACUAGUAAUAGUCAACAACACAAGAAUGGGAGUACGGGAGGGAACACCACAGGUGGGAGGAAAAACACCAAUAUAAGGCAUAAAGCAGGUCGGAGGAGAAACGGGGAGACGAGACUCAGAGAAAGCCAAUCUUUGAAUCGCAUCACUGAGGUUCAAGAAGACGGGGCACAUGCCCUAGUGAUUGCCACUAGUGUAGUAGGAACACAGGGUGUAAUGAACCCCAAAGUCAAGGGGAUCGGUGCUAGGAUCCUCCAAGGGUUCAAUAACAUGUCGAAGAAGAACCAAGAGGAGAAAGUGACUCACAUAUCGCGCAAAGAUACGGUCAAAAGCGCUGAUUUCGAUGGAAUUGAGAUUGAAAAUAAGAUUGUGAGUGAGAGAUCGGGGUUGAAGAAGAUGCGGUUAUUGGGGAAGUACUUCCAAGUCCACAAGAAGUUGUGUAUUCCUCUCCCGGGGCUGUUUACUCGGAAUAGAUUGUAUAAAGCCCAGUCGUGUAGCUCGUUAUCGCGCGAUAAAAUCGCCCUGAAUCCGGAGACUGUGAUGCGUUGCAGGCAGAGGGCUGUGAGUGUUAUUCGGAAUAGUGAUGGUGAUAUUAAUCAAAACGAUAAACCGCGGAGGAAGUCGUCCACUGUUGUGCAAUUGAAUAAUGUGUGCACUGAAUUGACGGGGAUUUGUGCGGUGCAUCUUGGACAGGCGUCGAAAUGUUGCAGUUUUUGUUGACAGUAAGUCAAUUUGUCAUAAACCAAAGUUAAAGCGUUAGUCGAAUCCACGAUCGUAAAAUAGACAGGUCUGGAAAUUCGUGUUUCAAAAUUGAAUUAAAAAAUCUGGAUCUCAGUAGGUUUUAAGGGCCAGUUGUGCCUCUAUCGGAUACUACGUUAAUUACUGCGUAUUUAUCGUCGUCUGCGUUGAUUGACACUAAUAAAAGUCUGGGCAAUAGGCCAAAAUCGUGAACUUGUCAAAGUGGUAAAUUCCGGUAGAUGACGCGCUCGUCACGCUCCAAAGGAAACUGUAAUUUGUGAAAUUUGAAAUUUUGCAAGAAAUUAAAUGUUACAGUUGUUGACACAUUUAAUAAAAUAUUGAUCUGUCACACAACUAAUUCAUUUUUUUAGCUUAAGAAGCGCAGUAUCAAUAUCAUUCAGACAUUACAUUAUAAUUUUUAAAAUGCCAAGUAUCCCAACUUGCUGUGUUCCAAACUGUGGGCUAGAGGAGAAAGAGGAUGUUAUUUUACAUCAAUUUCCAAACAGUAGGAAUCAAAAAAACGAAUGGCUUAAAAGAAUAUUUGGUACCAUCGGCAAUAUACCCCCAAAUUCCGUGAUUUGUGGAAAACACUUUGAAAUAACGAGCUAUUAUAAAAACAAAAAAUUGUUACCAAAUACAGUUCCAUCCUUGCUCUUGAAUUAUAAAAGAAUUACUCGUUUUCAGGUAAUCUCUACCACUUCCAUUAAUUCAGAACGUAAGCCGUUAGAAACGUCUGCACCGUGUCUCCAAUCUCCAGAGUCAUUUGACAAAAAUUAUAUACCUAAUUUCAAGUCCAUUUCGAUUUGAUUUUGAUCAACAAAGCGGUUUAAAAGUAGGUGAUACUCAUGAUUUUGAUUUAAAAAAUGUUUCGGAUGCAAUAAGUUUGUCUUACUAGAUAAAAUUCAAAAUUUAGAAAAAAAGUUACAGGAAGCACAGUAAAGGUCAACAUUGUGUGGUGAAAAUUGAGUUAGAUGAACUAAGGGCUUUCUUUUUACUUGAUCAAAUUAUAAUUAUUCCCUAAAAAAUCCAAGAUGGUGUGAAGUUACAGUACGUCAUUGGAGGUACAUUUCUUCAAAAGGUUAUGAAUUUGCGAAAAGAAGUCUGUUUUUAAAAGCUCCAUCCAGAAGAACUUUAGACAGAUUUAUGGGAAAUUGUUAAUGGGAUCCAGGCUUGACUAAUUUAAUUAAAAUAAAAACAGAAUAACUGCUGAAAGCAAUAAUUUAAAAGACGUUGAGAAAAUAUGUUUAUUUUUUUAAAUAAAUAAUAUUAUAUUUGCGUAUAAAAUGUUUUAAUUUUUG
Messenger RNA from Tribolium madens (black flour beetle), 4307 nucleotides. It is a transcript of the gene Snrk, whose product is annotated as SNF-related serine/threonine-protein kinase. Gene Ontology annotation, cellular component: cytoplasm. The coding region runs from base 262 to 2991 and encodes 909 amino acids. The record is from RefSeq and is a predicted model, not a curated record. NCBI's taxonomy places the organism in Eukaryota, Metazoa, Arthropoda, Insecta, Coleoptera, Tenebrionidae. The transcript has 6 exons. Gene Ontology annotation, molecular function: ATP binding; protein serine/threonine kinase activity; tau-protein kinase activity. Gene Ontology annotation, biological process: microtubule cytoskeleton organization; protein phosphorylation; intracellular signal transduction.